Alligator sinensis (Chinese alligator) is the source of this 4447-nucleotide messenger RNA. RefSeq names its product nucleoporin 155 (gene NUP155). Gene Ontology annotation, biological process: protein import into nucleus; protein localization to nuclear inner membrane; transcription-dependent tethering of RNA polymerase II gene DNA at nuclear periphery. NCBI's taxonomy places the organism in Eukaryota, Metazoa, Chordata, Crocodylia, Alligatoridae. The coding region runs from base 128 to 4135 and encodes 1335 amino acids. Gene Ontology annotation, cellular component: nuclear pore inner ring; nuclear pore. The record is from RefSeq and is a predicted model, not a curated record. Gene Ontology annotation, molecular function: structural constituent of nuclear pore. The transcript has 35 exons.
CCCGCUGCGGGAGGCGCUGGAGGGUGCGGGCCGCAUCAUCGACCGGCAGGUGCAGGCCGACCGCUGCUACCCGGACCUGGCGGAGCGCCUGGCCGUGCCCGCGCCCGGUAGCCCUACGAUUUCUGGUAUGUCAGAUAUGGAUUAUCCUUUGCAAGGACCUGGUUUGCUCUCAAUACCCAAUCUUCCAGAGAUCAGUUCAAUCCGCCGAGUCCCACUUCCUCCAGAGCUAGUGGAGCAAUUUGGACAUAUGCAGUGUAACUGUAUGAUGGGAGUAUUUCCAGAAAUCAACAGAGCUUGGUUGAUCAUCGACAGUGACAUUUUUAUGUGGAAUUACGAAGAUGGGGGAGACCUUGCUUAUUUUGAUGGUCUAAGUGAAACUAUUCUUGCAGUGGGUCUUGUGAAGCCAAAGGCAGGUAUUUUCCAGCCACAUGUACGUCACCUACUUGUUCUGGCCACUCCUGUGGAUAUAGUGAUUCUAGGACUUAGCUAUGCUAACAUACAAGCAGGUACGGGAGUCCUCAAUGACAGUAUGUCUGGUGGAAUGCAGUUGCUACCAGAUCCUCUCUAUUCACUCCCUACUGAUAACACCUACAUUCUGACAAUAACUUCCACUGACAAUGGGCGUAUCUUUUUAGCUGGAAAGGAUGGCUGUUUAUAUGAAGUUGCUUACCAGGCUGAGGCUGGCUGGUUUAGUCAACGGUGUAGGAAGAUCAAUCAUUCAAAGAGCUCCCUCUCUUUUCUUAUUCCUUCAUUGCUGCAGUUCACAUUCUCAGAAGAUGAUCCCAUAGUUCAAAUUGCUAUUGACAACUCUCGAAACAUCUUAUACACCCGUUCAGAAAAAGGAGUAAUACAGGUUUAUGAUUUGGGCCAAGAUGGUCAAGGAAUGGCACGAGUUGCUUCUGUUUCUCAGAAUGCUGUUGUUUCUGCUGCUGGAAAUAUAGCCAGGACUAUAGAUCGUUCUGUUUUCAAGCCUAUUGUUCAAAUAGCAGUGAUAGAAAAUUCGGAAUCCAUAGAUUGUCAGCUGUUGGCAAUCACACAUGCAGGUGUACGACUGUAUUUUAGUACAUCCCCAUUUAAGCAUCCGGCAGCAAGGCCCUCCAUGUUAACAUUGGUUCACGUCCGCUUGCCUCCAGGAUUUUCAGCUUCUUCAAAUGUGGAGAAGCCAUCCAAAGUGCACAGAGCUCUUUACAGCAAGGGUGUCUUACUGAUGGCAGCUUCUGAAAAUGAGGAUAAUGAUAUCUUGUGGUGCAUCAAUCAUGAUUCUUUCCCUUUUCAAAAAGCUAUGAUGGAAACGCAGAUGACCACGCGCGUUGAUGGGCAUUCGUGGGCGCUUUCUUCCAUCGAUGAGUUUAAGGUUCAAAAGAUUAUAACACCACUAAAUAAGGACAUUAUUCCCAUAACUGAUUCACCUGUUGUUGUACAACAGCAUAUGCUGCCACCAAAGAAAUUUGUCCUGCUGUCAGCCCAGGGGAGCUUUAUGUUUCACAAACUCAGACCUGUAGAUCAGCUACGACAUCUCCUUGUUAGCAAUGUCAGUGGUGAUGGAGAAGAAAUUGAAAGGUUUUUUAAGUUACAUCAGGAAGACCAGGCCUGUGCUACUUGCCUUAUUCUUGCCUGCUCUACUGCUGCUUGUGAUAGAGAAGUAUCUGCCUGGGCUACCCGAGCCUUUUUCCGGUAUGGCAGAGAAGCACAAAUGCGAUUUCCAUCAGCUUUACCUCCUCCAAGCAACGUAGGACCUAUCUUGGGCUCUCCGGUUUCUGGCAGUUCCCCUAUACCUGCCGAUAGUCUAUAUCCAAGCUUUCUGUCAACACCAGCACAAGGUUUGCAGCCUCCCAGUAUGUCAACCCCUAUGUUUGCUUCAGGGAAUUCCAUGUCUCAGGUUGGUGCAUCUAUUAGUGGUAUGAUGGGCCCAGAAAUAGUGUUUUCUGGAAAACACAAUGGCAUCUGCAUAUACUUCGCUCGCAUUAUAGGAAAUAUUUGGGAUGGCAGUAUAGUUGUGGAGAGAGUUUUCAAAAGUGGCAAUCGAGAAGUUGUUGCGGUUGAAAGCAGUGUUCCAUCCCAUGUACUAGAAACUGUGCUCCAAGAACUAAAGGGUUUGCAGGAAUUUCUGGAUAGAAAUUCACAGUUUGCAACAGUUGGAGCCCUUGGAAACCCAAGUUUUAGCACGCCUGCUAACUUGCAACAGAGGUUACUGGGGUUCAUGCGUCCUGAUGGUGGAAGUUCUCAGCAAGUUCAGCAAGAGCUCCAAAGGAAGUUCCAUGCAGAGGCACAAUUAACUGAAAAGACUUCACUUCAAGGGAUCCAGCAGCUUGUUCGCAAAACCUGCCAAGCUUUGGCUUUGUGGAAACUUCUCUGUGAGCAUCAGUUCAAUGUUGUUGUAGGUGAACUUCAGAAGGAAUUGCAAGAACAUUUGAAGAUUACUGCUUUCAAAGACUUGGUAAUUAGAGACAAAGAGUUAACUGGAGCACUCAUAGCCUCUCUCAUCAACUGUUACAUCAGAGAUAAUGCUGCUGUGGAUGGCAUCAGUACACAUUUACAAGACAUCUGUCCUCUUCUGUACAGCACUGAUGAUGCAGUCUGUUCCAAGGCAAAUGAACUCCUUCAGCGGUCCCGACAGGUUCAGAGCAAACUGGAAAAAGAGAAAAUGCUCAGAGAAUCACUGAAGGAGUACCAAAAGAUCAGUAAUCAAGUGGACCUUGCUAAUGUCUGUGCACAGUAUAGGCAAGUGCGUUUCUAUGAGGGUGUGGUGGAACUCUCCCUUACUGCUGCUGAGAAGAAGGAUCCUCAAGGUCUUGGGCUCCAUUUCUACAAAAAUGGAGAACCAGAGGAGGACAUAGUUGGACUUCAAGCUUUCCAGGAGAGGUUAAACAGCUACAAAUGCAUUACUGACACCCUUCAGGAACUGGUAAAUCAGAGUAAAGCUGCUCCUCAGUCUCCUAGCGUACCCAAAAAGCCAGGCCCCCCAGUGUUGUCAUCUGAUCCAAACAUGCUGAGCAAUGAAGAAGCUGGACAUCAUUUUGAACAAAUGCUUAGACUGGCUCAGCGUUCAGCAGAUGAACUCUUUAGUAUUGCGCUCUAUAACUGGCUGAUACAAGCUGACCUUGCAGACAAAUUGCUACAGGUGUCCUCCCCAUUUUUGGAGCCACAUCUGGUGCAUAUGGCCAAGAUUGAUCAAAACAAAGUCCGUUAUAUGGAUUUACUGUGGAGAUACUUUGAGAAGAACAGAAAUUUUAGUAAUGCAGCCAGGGUGUUAGCUAAGUUGGCAGACCUGCAUAGCACAGAGAUAUCACUUCAGCAGCGACUUGAAUAUCUUGCACGUGCCAUUCUGAGUGCCAAGAGCUCUACUGCCAUAUCAUCAAUAGCUGCAGAUGGUGAAUUCCUACAUGAACUAGAAGAAAAAAUGGAAGUAGCCAGGAUACAGCUUCAAAUACAGGAAACAUUACAGCGCCAGUAUUCUUAUCAUUCCUCGGUACAAGAUGCAAUUUCCCAGCUGGAUUCUGAGCUGAUGGACAUAACCAAGCUCUAUGGUGAAUUUGCUGACCCUUUCAAGCUCUCAGAGUGUAAGUUGGCAAUUAUACAUUGUGCAGGCCAUUCCGACCCUAUCUUGGUGCAGACUCUCUGGCAAGAAAUAAUUGAAAAAGAAUUGAGUGACAGUGUGACUCUAAGUCCAGCUGACAGAAUGCAGGCUCUGAGCUUGAAGAUGGUAUUGCUUGGAAAAAUAUAUGCUGGCACACCUCGCUAUUUCCCAUUAGAUUUCUUAGUGCAGUUUCUUGAGCAACAAGUUUGUUCUUUGAAUUGGGAUGUGGGAUUUGUAACAUACACUAUGCAAGAAAUUGGAGUGCCACUGCCUAAGCUUCUUGAAGUAUAUGAUCAGUUGUUCAAAGCGCGGGAUCCAUACUGGAACAGAAUGAAAAAACCUUUACACCUUUUGGAGUGUAUCCAUGUAUUAUUAUCAGGAUAUGUCCAGGAUCCUAGCAAAGUGCUUAAUUUUGAGAGACGACGAUUCACAAAUGUUUGUUUGGAUGCUGUUAGUUGCUACCUUGUUGAACUUCAGUCUAUGAGCCCUACAUUAACAGUGCAGACCACUACUGGGAAUUUUAAAUCCCUACAGGCUAAAUUAGAACGAAUCCAUUGAUUGACUGAUAAGAUAAAGAACUGACAGCUCAGAUGCAACGAACUGUAGAAGAGAAGCUCAGAUGUCUGCACUGAAAUCUGGAAAAGCAAAUGCUCAAUACAUCUGCUAACAUUAAAGAUCCUCCUGCAAUUAAAAAAAUAAUGUCUUUGCUCAUACUAAUCUACAGGUAUCUACAAAUAGUAGAAUGUAUAUUUGACAAAUCAAGGUGCGUUUUUUUUGCUACUGCCAAUUUUUUUUCUAAUUAUAGAAAAUCUUUUUUAUACUGUUGGAAUAAGAUAUGUUGUACAAUCUCCCUUCAGGAUUAAAAUUAUU